Knipowitschia caucasica is the source of this 5403-nucleotide messenger RNA. Lineage: Eukaryota; Metazoa; Chordata; Actinopteri; Gobiiformes; Gobiidae. The record is from the annotation of a GenBank genome assembly.
AUGUCGGGAGAGGUGCGUUUGAAGAAGCUGGAGAAGCUGAUUCUGGACGGGCGAGUUCAGACCAAUGGCCAGUGCCUCAGUGUUGAAACAUUGCUGGAUAUCCUGGUGUGCCUCUACGAUGAGUGCAACAACUCCCCACUCAGAAGGGAAAAGAAUAUCCUGGAGUUUUUGGAUUGGGCCAAACCGUUCACCUCAAAAGUGAAGCAGAUGCGAUUGCACAAGGAGGACUUUGAGAUCCUGAAGGUGAUUGGACGAGGAGCUUUUGGAGAGGUGGCAGUUGUAAAAGUUAAACACACAGACAAGGUUUUUGCCAUGAAGAUUCUCAACAAGUGGGAGAUGCUAAAGCGAGCAGAGACUGCAUGUUUUCGAGAAGAGAGAGAUGUGUUGGUGAACGGGGACUGCCAGUGGAUCACAACUCUGCACUAUGCCUUCCAGGAUGACAAUAAUUUGUACCUUGUAAUGGACUACUACGUCGGCGGUGAUCUCUUGACUUUACUCAGUAAAUUUGAGGACCGUCUUCCUGAGGAAAUGGCCAAGUUUUACCUGGCCGAGAUGGUGCUGGCGAUAGAUUCUGUUCACCAACUGCACUACGUCCACAGGGACAUUAAGCCUGACAACAUCUUGCUGGACAUGAACGGCCACAUCCGCUUGGCUGACUUUGGCUCCUGUCUCAAACUCAUGGAGGAUGGAACGGUCCAGUCGUCGGUUGCAGUGGGGACUCCAGACUACAUCUCCCCAGAAAUUCUCCAGGCAAUGGAGGACGGGAAGGGGAAGUACGGGCCCGAGUGCGACUGGUGGUCCCUGGGAGUCUGUAUGUACGAGAUGCUGUACGGAGAGACGCCUUUCUAUGCCGAGAGUUUGGUGGAGACUUACGGGAAAAUUAUGAACCACAAGGAGCGGUUCCAGUUUCCUCAGCAGGUCACAGAUGUAUCGGAAGACGCUAAAGAUCUGAUCCGACGCCUCAUCUGCAGCAGAGAGCACCGACUGGGACAGAACGGCAUCGAAGACUUCAAACAGCACCCCUUCUUCUCUGGCAUUGACUGGGAAAACGUACUCUCAUGCGAGGCCCCUUACAUCCCUGAAGUCAGCAGCCCCACGGACACUUCCAACUUUGAUGUGGACGACGACUGCCUCAAAAACUCUGAAACGAUGCCACCUCCGUCUCACACAGCGUUCUCUGGGCACCACCUUCCGUUUGUAGGAUUCACCUACACGAGUAAAUGCAUCCUGUCGGACCGCGGGUGCCUGAGACAGUUAUCUGGGGAGCCUGGGAGAGGGGGCCAUGAUCAGGUCGAUCAGGAGGUGCAGCGUGGCCUGGAGGACAGUCUGGCGGUGGAGGCUUACGAGCGGCGGAUCAGACGACUCGAGCAGGAAAAAGUCGAACUUAGCCGCAAACUACAAGAAUCCACUCAAGCAGUACAAGCUUUGCAGCACCCGUCCGGAGACAGUCCCAUCAACCACAACAAAGAGGUGGAGAUCAGAAGUCUGAAGAGCGAGAUCGACAUCCUCAAGAAGCAAAUUGCAGACUCGGGUCAGCUGGAGAAGCAGCUGGAGGAUGUGACAAUGGCACGCAGAGACCUGGAGGAUUCGUCCAAACACAUCAAAACUCUGGAAAAACAGAUGAGGAGUGUUGCACAGGAGCGAGAUGACCUGAACAAGGACUUGAUAGAGGCCAAUGAGAAGCUCAAGUCUCAGUCAAAGGAUCUGAAGGAGGCACAUACUCAGAGAAAAGUCACUCUGAAAGAGUUUUCGGAGCUCAACGAGAAGCUGACGGACUUCAGAUCGGCCAAGCAGCGCCUGUCCCGUCAGCUGCGGGACAAAGAAGAGGAGAUUGAGAGUCAAACGCAGAAGGUGGAGUCUCUGAGGCUUGAGGUGCGAAAGGCUGAGAGAGCAAAGAAGGAGAUGGAGGCUCAGGCUGAGGAGCAGGCAGCAGAGGCUCAGAAAGAGCGAAAGCUGAGAGAGAGAAACGAGCAGUACAGUCGUCAGCUGGAGGAGGAGCUGGAGGGGCUCAAAUUGAAGGCGCCUGGUCCCAACGCCACCUCUCCCUCCGCGGACCAGUCGCAGGAGAUGGGGCGGCUGCGCGGGGACCUGGAGAAGAAGACUGUGCUUUUCGAGGAGGAGUUGUCACGCAGAGAAGCCCAGCACAGCUCCGAACUCAAGGCUCUGAAGAAGGAGCUGAGAGACGCGGAGAGUCAGCACCUGGCUCUGCAGAAGGAGAUCCUGGUGCUCAAGGACAAGCUGGACAAGACACGCAGAGAGAGCCAAUGUGAACGAGAGGAGUUUGAGACAGAGUACAAGCAGAAAUAUGAGCGAGAGAGAGUGCUGCUUAUGGAUGAGAACAAGAAGCUCUCCAGUGAACUUGACAAGCUCACCAGUAUGUUCGAGAGGCUGAACAGUUCAAACCGGCAGCUGGAGGACGAGAUGAGGGAGCUGGCCGAUAAGAAGGAAAGCGUGGCACAUUGGGAGGCACAGAUCACGGAGAUCAUUCAGUGGGUGAGUGAUGAGAAGGACGCUCGUGGUUACCUUCAGGCUCUGGCCACGAAGAUGACCGAAGAACUCGAGGGACUGAGGAACACCAGUCUGGGAGCACGCGCUACGGACAUGCCUUGGAAGAUGCGGAGGUUCGCUAAGCUGGACAUGUCCGCGCGGCUGGAGCUGCAGUCGGCUCUGGAUGCUGAGAUUCGAGCCAAACAGAGCAUCCAGGAUGAGCUGAACAAGAGCAAGGCCGACCACAUCUCCACUGAAUGUAAACUACAAGAGGUGGAGACAAAGAACCAGGACCUUUUGGCUGAAAUCGAUCGUUUGAAGAAAGAGUCUGAAGAGCUUCGACUGCGGCGAGGUGUAAAACACCAAGAUUCCCAGAAUUCCUUCCUGGCUUUCCUCAACGCACCCACCUCGGCCCUGGAUCAGUUUGACCGUUCGCCCUCCGUUGGCCCGGCUAAAGGCAGACGUGUGGACUCCAUUGAAAACUUCACCCCCUCCAACACUCCCUCGAGAGAAGACCAUCCCAAGUCUCUGCUCAAAGACCGCUCACGAUCGCCCUCUAUGGCCAGUGACAUGGAGCCAAUUGAGUUGAUAGACCACCCGGGCCGACCAUUCCAGACCCCCACCAUGAGGUCAGGAGGCUGCGGCAGCAUCGGACGCUCCUCUCCAAAGCCCAAAGCUCAUCAGUUUGUGGUGAAGUCGUUCAUCACACCCACAAAGUGUAACCAGUGCACCUCCCUCAUGGUGGGACUCAUACGCCAAGGCUGCACGUGUGAAGUGUGUAACUUCUCGUGUCAUGUGACGUGUGCGGACAAGGCUCCUGCAGUUUGUCCGGUGCCACAGGACCAGACCAAGGGCCCCCUGGGGAUUGACCCACAGAGGGGCAUCGGCACGGCGUACGAGGGCACAGUCAGGGUUCCAAAGCCAACGGGGGUGAAGAAAGGGUGGCAGAGAGCGAUGGCAGUCGUCUGUGACUUCAAAUUGUUCUUGUACGAACUCGGGGAGGGAAAGGCCACACUACCCAGCGUCAUAGUCAGCCAAGUUAUAGACAUGAGGGAUGAAGAGUUUUCAGUCAGUUCAGUCCUGGCCUCGGACGUCAUCCACGCCAGCCGCAAAGACAUCCCCUGUAUAUUCAGAGUCACAGCCUCGCAACUCUCCCCCUCCAGCAAUAAGACGUCCACCCUGAUCCUGGCCGACAGCGACCAGGAGAGGAACAAGUGGGUGGGGCUUCUGAACGAGCUGCACCGCAUCCUGAAGAAGAACAAGCUGAAGGAGCGCUUCGUGUACGUGCCCAAAGAGGCCUACGACUGCACCCUGCCCCUCAUCAAGACCACCCAGUCGGCGACCAUCAUAGAUCACGAGCGUGUUGCUCUGGGAAACGAGGAGGGACUUUUUGUUGUACAUGUCACCAAAGAUGAAAUCAUCCGCGUGGGCGACAAUAAGAAGGUGCACCACAUCGACCUGAUCGCGCAGGAGCAGCUGCUGGCCGUGAUCUCGGGGAGGAACCGCCACGUGCGCCUCUUCCCCACGCAGGCUCUGGACGGCCGCGAGACCGACUCCUUCAAACUGGCCGAGACCAAAGGCUGCACGAGCAUAGUGUCCGGUCCGGUGCGCAAUGGGUCCCUGACCUGCCUGUGCGUGGCCAUGAAGAGACAGAUCAUCUGCUACGAGGUGAACAAGAGUAAAAUGCGUCACCGACGGCUGCGGGAGCUGCAGGCGCCGGGGCAAGUGCUGUGGAUGGGGCUACUCAACGAGAGACUCUAUGUGGGGUACCAGUCCGGCUUCACCAGAUACAGUGUCCAUGGCGACGUGUCCCCAGUGAGCCUGCUGCACCCGGAGGACCACACGCUGGCCUUCAUCCCGCAGCAGAGCCUGGAAGCCCUAUGUGCGGUGGAGAUCUCCAGCAAAGAGCUGCUCCUCUGCUUCAGCGCCAUCGGGGUAUACGUGGACUCUCAGGGCCGGCGCUCACGGCAGCAGGAGCUCAUGUGGCCUGCCCUGCCCAACGCGGCCUGUUACAACGCCCCCUACCUGUCGGUUUACAGCGAGAACGCGGUCGAUGUGUUUGACGUCAACACAAUGGAGUGGAUCCAGACCAUUCCUCUGAAGAAGGUGCGACCUCUGAACGUGGACGGCUCUUUAAAUCUUUUGGGACUAGAAACGGUUCGCCUCAUCUACUUCAGAAACAAGAUGGCCGAGGGAGACGAGCUGGUGGUGCCGGACACGUCUGAUAACAGCAGGAAGCAGAUGGUGCGGAGUCUGAACAACAAGAGGCGCUUCUCCUUCAGGGUCCCAGAGGAGGAGCGGCUUCAGCAGAGGAGAGUGAUGCUGCGAGAUCCAGAGAUGAGGAACAAGCUGAUCUCAAACCCCACAAACUUCAACCAUGUGGCUCAUAUGGGACCAGGAGACGGGAUUCAGAUCCUCAAAGACCUGCCCAUGAAUGUGCGUCUCCAGGAGAACCACGCUGGCUUCAGUGGUUCGGUCAGUAUUCCCUCCAUCACCAAGAACCGAGGCGAGCCGGGGCGGUCCAUGAGCGCCAGCAGUGGACUGGGGAUACGCUCUUCCUCUCAGAACGGCAGCGCUCUGCGGAGGGAGCUGUCUGGAGGCAGCUACAGCUCCAAGCGUCAGGCCAUGACGUCGCCGUCGGAGAGCUCUCUGUCGUCAGGCGGAGGAAUGGACUGUGGAGACGCACCGCUGUCACAGUUCGAUCGAGAGUGGCACGCCGUUUCGCCGUCGGAGAAGACCCCUGAUCUGAAAAGGGCUUUGCGGACACUUCUUAGUAAGAUGAAGGACUCGGACUCCCCGCGGCACUCCACGGCGUCCAACAGCUCCACGUUCAGCAGCCCCCCGAGCCCGGCCUCCCCCCACAAGACCAAGUCCCUGUCGCUGGAGAGCACGGACCGUAUGGGCUGGGACACAUGA